GCUGCAGGUCCUCACAGCGGGGGCGGGGCCGGCGUGUGAGCAAGAGGGCUCUGACGAGAAGGCGAGAAGGCGGGAAAAGACAAAAAUGGAGCGACAGGGAGUGGACAUGCCCCACGCAGAGUGCAAGGACCAGGAGCCACAGCCGUUGGGGGAGAGCAAGGAGCAGCAUCAGGGUGAGGAGAGCCACGGAAAGGAAGCUGGUCAGGAGCCAGCCAGAAGUCAGGUUCCUAGCCCAUCUAUCACCACCUCCAGUGCCAAUCGCCAGCUAAUGAUGCUGGAAGGAAAGUCAGGACCCUACUUUUCCUCUCUGGAUUCAAGCAUUGAGAUCCUAAAGAAAAGGGCACAGGAGCUGAUCGAAAACAUCAAUGAGAGCAGGCAGAAGGACCAUGCACUCAUGACUAACUUCAGGGACAGCCUCAAGAUCAAGGUUUCGGACCUGACAGAGAAGCUAGAGGAGAGGAUGUACCAGCUUUAUAAUCACCACAACAAGAUCAUUCAGGAGAAGCUCCAAGAGUUCACCCAGAAAAUGGCAAAGAUCAGCCAUUUGGAAACAGAGCUCAAACAAGUGUGCCACACUGUGGAGACCGUGUAUAAAGACCUGUGUGUCCAGCCAGAGGCUACUACUUUGGAAGAAGAACAAACCCAUAAAGAUGGCAAAUGCUGACAGCUUCUGAGAGAGUCGCCUCUUAGUGACAGCCACCAAGAGAAGGUUCAGAGGCCACUGUUCUGACCACACUGAAAAAAUGGUUUUUCAGUUCUGUAGUGUAUCUUGGCAAAAACAAAAAAACAAAAUUUGUGCCAGACCCAAAGGUAGCAAGUCCAGCCGCCAUCAUGGGCCCAGAUUUGAUGUCUCCAAUAUGUGGCAAAUUUAUUCCACCCCAGCCCUGCACAGUUCAUUAAAUGUUUUU
Messenger RNA from Molossus molossus (Pallas's mastiff bat), 908 nucleotides. RefSeq names its product synaptonemal complex central element protein 2 (gene SYCE2). Gene Ontology annotation, biological process: synaptonemal complex assembly. The transcript is spliced from 5 exons. Gene Ontology annotation, cellular component: central element. The record is from RefSeq and is a predicted model, not a curated record. NCBI's taxonomy places the organism in Eukaryota, Metazoa, Chordata, Mammalia, Chiroptera, Molossidae. The coding region runs from base 86 to 664 and encodes 192 amino acids.